AUGUGGUGGUGUGUGCAGGUGGUGGCUCAUGUCCGUGACCAAGUGAUUGGGGUGUCGUCGUCGGAGGUGUUUAAUAAUACCUCAGAAGAAGACUUUCCUGCCGGGGUGUGUCUGGGGGCGUCUGGAGAGGGUCAAGUGUCUUUCACUGGCUCCAUCACGGCCUUCUCCAUACUGGUGAAGGAGAAGGGGUCAGGUGGGGUCAUCCUGCCCACCGACUGUACCAACUUGGUGCCCCAGGAUGUUCUGUUGGCCCUGGACCCCUCCUCGUGGGCCUCCUCUGGUGACGUCCUCAUCCUCCAUUAUGAUGCUGCUCUACUCUGCGCCGAGAUCUUCACUACACUUCUGCUGCCGUUCAAUGUGGGACAGAUUGGCCACCUCGACCUGUGUAAAGUGCUAAGCGGACGCUUCCCCAGCGUCCAAGAAGUCGAGACCACAUUUGUGGAUGUUAAUCAGAUGUUGAACAGCUCUUGCGUCACCGACGGUAAAGUCCUCGCUUGGGUUGGCCACAAUACCUCAAACAAAGGGAUAAGGACAGUGUGUCCAGUUCUCCUAACCAACGGUACUGUUGGAAGCCGUCCCUGUGUCAGUAGCCUCAAGUGUUUCCUGUGCCUGGUGCCCGCAGCCACCAGGUUCCUGGUGUUCGGCGCCCUCAGUGGACUGGACCGCGCGUACACCGUGACGGCCACCCAGGACUGGGACCUACAACUAACGGGGGAAGAUACGUCAGAGAUCGUGCGGGAAGGAGACGAAUGGGUGAUCCGCUCUAAGUUUCACAACAAUGAAUGGCGCCUAAAGGGAUCCCCACUGCCAGUAGGACGCUGGAUGUGGGAGACCCGAGGCAUUAAAGACCAGUUUACGUUGACGCCCUGUAGUAAGAAACAGUUUUCCUGUGAUCACGGUCAGUGCAUCCCCCGGGACCAGCUUUGUGACGGCAUAGAACACUGUAGCAAUGACAGCGACGAGAGGAAUUGUGAGAUUCUGGAGCUCCCUAAAGGGUACGACAACAACACCAGACCGUUUGCUGGGGACAAAGAGCUGGGAGAGAUAACUUAUGAUGUAGGCAUAUAUUAUAUCAGCGAUAUCACCACUCUGAAUAGUCAGGUCACGUUGGACAUGUAUCUCCAACUUCAGUGGUAUGACAAGCGCCUGAAGUACUGGAACUUGAAGCAUAAUGACCAGCAAGUUGACUGUAAGAAUAUUUGGAUUCCCUUAGUGUCUGCCUUAGCUGGUUACAAGUCAGGGAUGACCUACGACACAGAUGACUACGCGUCCUCGUGUGCUGUGUUAGUGGCUGCAGGGGAAGACGUCAAGGAGCUCCAACAGCAGUCAUUUGAUGACCCCAUGAUGGGUGCCUACCUCACCGGGCCAGACGUUACAAUAUCCUUCUUUACCGAAACAAGACUGACAGUCCCCUGCAAGUUCCAGCUCCAGCGCUAUCCCUUUGGUUCCCAGAUAUGUAACAUCACCUUUUACUUAAGGAUGGAGAAUGGAUUAAUUACAUUUAAGAAAAAGGACGAAACCACCGUUCUGGAAUACACGGGGAGUACAGACCUGCUCGAGUACAGACUGUCGAAUCUGACGGUCGAGACCCCUCACGAUUAUGGAGACGGUUACAACUAUUCCUACAUCGUGUUGUCAUUACAUCUGGAGAGUCUGUCAGAAUACCAUAUCCUCAACAGCUUUGCCCCCAGCGCCCUCGUGUUCCUUAUAUCCUUAUCAACGCUGUUCUUCCCUCUCAAAGACUUCAAUGAGAGGGUAAUGGUCUCCCUCACCUCUCUCUUGGUAUUGUCUGGCUUCUUCGCUAACACCGGGAACUCCAGCGUCAGAACCCCUUACUUCAAACUCUUGGAUGUGUGGUAUGCGUCUCUUAUUCUCCUGAGCUUCAUUGUGGUCAUCGCUAACGCCAUCGUUCACUCCCUGGUUCAGAGGACAAACACGGUGGCUGUCAAGAGCAUUCAGUCUAUGGAUGGCUGGUGCAAUGAAGUCCAGCAACAUGAUGAUAGAAAGGCCAAUAUCUGCAAUAACGUGAUCAUUAUUAUCCUCGUCCUCAUUUUCUUAGCUGUGAUAGUCGUUUUUGUCCUAAUUGCUCUUCAGGUUCUGUAAGUUAGUUACCCCCUCAAAUAAAUAACUGUUUGAAGAAAGGUAAAAGAAAACGGUACCUUGAUGGAAACUGUAGACAUUGAUUUAACCCUUUGAGGAUUAUGACUUAAGUAAAUAACCCCUCGAGGACGAUGACUCAACUAACCCCUUGAGGACGAUGACUUAGCCCCUUGAGGACGAUGAUUUAUCUAACCCCUUGAGGAC
Messenger RNA from Homarus americanus (American lobster), 2304 nucleotides. RefSeq lists its product as uncharacterized. The record is from RefSeq and is a predicted model, not a curated record. Gene Ontology annotation, biological process: nervous system process; regulation of membrane potential; chemical synaptic transmission. Gene Ontology annotation, molecular function: transmembrane signaling receptor activity; extracellular ligand-gated monoatomic ion channel activity; protein binding. The coding region runs from base 1 to 2103 and encodes 700 amino acids. Lineage: Eukaryota; Metazoa; Arthropoda; Malacostraca; Decapoda; Nephropidae. Gene Ontology annotation, cellular component: membrane; neuron projection; synapse. The transcript has 2 exons.